AUGAAGUCCAAUGGCUCGCUUGUGUCUGAAUUUAUUAUCUUAGGAUUGUCUACACGUCCAGAAUUGGAAACUCCACUAUUCAUUUUGUUUUUGAUCAUUUACAUAGUGGCUUUGAUUGGUAACUUAAUUAUCCUUAUACUUUCCAUUAUUGACCCUGGUCUUGACACACCUAUGUACUUCUUCUUGGGAAUGUUGUCAUUUCUUGACAUCUGUUGUACAUCAGCUACUUUACCAAAAAUGCUCACAGGUUAUGUGACCAAAUCUAAAGUCAUACCAUAUUAUGGAUGUGUUGCCCAACUAUUCUUCUUCACUUGGCCCAUGGGUGUUGAGCUUCUACUACUUACAGUUAUGGCAUAUGACCGAUAUAUUGCAAUUGGCCAUCCACUGCGAUAUUCUACAAUAAUUAAUCGUAGAAUCUGCAUUAAUAUAGCGACCACUAUCACAGUUGUUGGCUCACUUAAUUCUGUUACACAUACAUAUUGUACUUUCCGACUCCCAUACUGUGAUGAUAACAAGAUAAACCAUUUUUUCUGUGAGAUAAUGCCUUUGCUAAAACUUGCGUGUGGAGAUACCUACAUAAAUGAGAUUGUGGUGUUUACUGCUGAUUUUAUCCUUGGCAUUUGCUGUUUCCUCCUUACUUGUAUUUCUUAUGUCUUUAUUAUUAACACUAUACUAAAAAUACGUUCCGCUGAAGGCAAACGCAAGGCUUUCUCCACGUGUGCCUCACACAUAAUAAUUGUGUCCAUGUAUUAUGGAGCUGUCAUUUUCACUUACAUCCGCCCCAGGUCGAGCCUGUCUUUAGAAAAAGAUAAAAUAGUGUCUGCUUUAUAUGCUGUGUUUACACCCACUUUGAAUCCUAUAAUAUAUAGUUUAAGGAAUAAAGAAGUCAAAGAGGCAUUUAGAAGGGCUGUUAAUAGACUAGUUAAUUUAAAGCACAUAAAGAAAUAG
Messenger RNA from Pseudophryne corroboree (corroboree frog), 948 nucleotides. RefSeq names its product olfactory receptor 13G1-like. Lineage: Eukaryota; Metazoa; Chordata; Amphibia; Anura; Myobatrachidae. The record is from RefSeq and is a predicted model, not a curated record. Gene Ontology annotation, cellular component: membrane. Gene Ontology annotation, molecular function: G protein-coupled receptor activity; olfactory receptor activity; odorant binding. Bases 1 to 948 code for a protein of 315 amino acids. Gene Ontology annotation, biological process: G protein-coupled receptor signaling pathway. The transcript has a single exon.